Messenger RNA from Daldinia caldariorum, 3811 nucleotides. Its product is annotated as cysteine proteinase. Gene Ontology annotation, biological process: proteolysis. NCBI's taxonomy places the organism in Eukaryota, Fungi, Ascomycota, Sordariomycetes, Xylariales, Hypoxylaceae. Bases 139 to 3432 code for a protein of 1097 amino acids. The transcript is spliced from 4 exons. Gene Ontology annotation, cellular component: cytoplasm. Gene Ontology annotation, molecular function: calcium-dependent cysteine-type endopeptidase activity. The record is from RefSeq and is a predicted model, not a curated record.
CUUGUCAAUUUCACCAAAGCUUUCGAAAAAGCUUGCAGAGCGUAACAAGAGACUUGGGAUUUGCCGGAUAUAUUUUGGUAUCACAAAACCACAAAGCCACAUACUACAUACCACAAAUUCCACCAGACCAUAAUCAUCAUGUCUCGGUUACCAGUCCAGCGAGACCUCACAAGAUUCGGAUACAGUUCCUCGAGCGAGUCCGACGAGCCUCCGCGCAAGACGAACACGAACAACUCCAACAGCCAGAAUCAGAAGAAGAAAAAGAAGCGCAAGCCCCCGCCUCAGCAGAGUAUUAAUAAGAUCUGGAAGCGAUUCACCACCAAGCAGUUCACCAAGGCCCUCGCCGUCCUACCCUUCGACCCCGUCCCGCUCCCGAGCACACCAGAGCGCCCGAACGAGCUCCUAAGCGCGGGAUAUGAGCGCGCUAGGGAGGAAUGCUCGCGCAAAGUCAAGAAGAUCAUUGCGGAAUGCAGGCGUGUCAACACUCGUUAUAGAGACCCAGGGUUUGACUUGGAUUGGGACCUUAAGUGGCUCAAGGGAAACUGUCUGAACUACCUUGGAUCGCACAAAUUCGACCUCUCGGCUUCGAGAUUCAGUACCAACACUUCUGUGCCCAAAGCCGUCAAGCGGGUGCACGAGAUCUUCGAGAAGCCGACGUUCAUGAAGAAUAUAAGCGCCGGCGACGUGAAGCAGGGCUCGCUGGGGGAUUGCUGGCUCAUCGCGAGCUUGAGCGCGCUGGCGAACGUCGAGGACGGGAUCAAGCGCAUGUGCGUCGAGUACGAUACUCGUAUCGGAAUUUACGGUUUCGUCUUCUACAGAGACGGCGAAUGGAUCUACUCCAUCAUCGACGACAAGCUGUACCUGACUUCGCCAUGCUGGGAUUCGCCGAGCAUGCAGCGCGAGAUGCUGCAGCAGAUCGACCGCGAGGAGCCCGAGAAAGUGUAUCGUAAGACGUACCAGACGGGCUCCAAGGCCCUGUUCUUCGGCCAGUGCAAGGACCAGCACGAGACCUGGGUCGCGCUGGUCGAGAAGGCGUACGCCAAAGCCCACGGCGAUUACGGCUCUCUGUCCGGCGGUUGGAUCGGCGAAGGGUUGGAAGACCUUUCCGGCGGCGUCACGACCGAACUUCUCGCUUCCGAUAUCCUCGACGUCGAUGCUUUCUGGGACGACGAGCUUUCCAAGGUGAAUCAGGAGUUCCUCUUUGGUUGCUCGACCGGCCUGUUGGACGGCGGGUAUGGAGACCGCAAUGGGAUCCGCGAGGGACACGCCUACGUUGUGAUGGAUGCUAGAACACUCAAGAACGGGCAACGUCUCGUGAAGCUCCGCAACCCUUGGGGUAAGACCCGCAAAGGUAUUUGGGAGGGACCAUGGUCAGACGGCUCCAAGGAGUGGAACAACGAUGUUAAGGAGGAGCUUGGCCAUCAGUUUGGAAACGACUCCGUCUUCUGGAUCACCUACGAAGAUAUGCUUGAGAAAUACCAGCACUUUGACAGAACUCGUCUUUUCCGCGACCCCGACUGGAGAUGCUGCCAGCGAUGGAUCGGUGUAGAGGUCCCGUGGAAGGCCCAAUGGAACGAGAAAUUCCACAUCAAGUUGACGAAGGAGUCUCCCUUGGUACUAGUGCUCCAGCAGCUUGACGACAGAUACUACAAGGGAUUGCACGGACAGUAUAGCUUUAGGAUGCACUUCCGUGUGCACGAGCAGGGGCGCCCGGACAGCGAAGAUUACAUCGUCAGAUCUCACGGUAACUAUCUGAUGGAGCGCUCCGUCUCGAUCGAAAUACCGUGCAUGGAAGCUGGCAACUACUCGGUGUUCAUCAGUGUUGUGGCCGAACGCGAUACCGACAUGCCCUCUAUUGAAGACGUUGUCAAGCGGGAAUGCAGCAAGCGCGUGGAAAACGAGAAGCUGGCCCAAGUAGGGUAUGCGUACGACUUAGCUCAUAGCAAGGGGGUCGCGCAUCUCGAACAGGUCGCAAAGCUCCGCAAGAAGUCGGACCACAAGAAGGCGAGCGCUUCCCGCAUGCAGGAGCGUCGCAGGAUGUGGGAGAAGCGACACCUGAACCGCGACAUCACGAAGAAGCAGACGAAGAAGAACCAGGAGAAGCGGGAUAAGUGGCGAGCGGCGGAGGACGAGAAGAGAAAAGCCAAGGCCGAGGCCGAGAAGGCCAAAGUCGAAGCCGAAGCCGCCGAGAAGAAGAAGAAAGAGGAGGCCGAGGAGGCCGAGCGUAAGAAGAAAGAAGAUGAGAAGCCUAAAGAUGCAGCUGUCCAGACGGAUGACCGCCAGCAGGGCGAGGACAAAAGCAUCCAGACCGAGGAGGCUGCAGAAGCCAAGAAGGACGAGGCUGAUUCCGAAUCUACCGACAAGAAAAAGGAGGAGUCCGGUGGCGAUGCUUCAAAGGACGCCGCAACAGAUGAUAAAACGGAGACUCCAAAGGAUAAGGACGAGACCGAUGGCGCUAAGAAGGACGAGGAAAAGCCCGCGGAGAAGGCAUCAGCAGAGGACAAGAAGUCUGACGACCAAAAAGCUGCUGCUGAAGAAAAGCCCACCGAGGAGAAGAAGUCCACCGAGGAAAAGAAGCCCGCCAGCCGGCAAAAGCAGCAGGCGCCUCCGUCGCCCCAAGGCUACUCGUCGGAGUGCGACUCAUCAGACAGUCCGGUAGAAGAAUGGGAGCUGCUAUACUCGUCGGACGACAUGUCGAAGAAGCCGCGGAUGGCGGCGGCUCCAGCGGCGACCACUAACAGUGAGAACGCCGCGGAGAGCGACGGGGAGUCGGGGAUGCCGGACCCGUGGAACGCGGUGUGCAUCGUCGGGUUCCGGGUGUACUCCAAGGACGAGGACCUGGACCUGCGCGUCGUGCUCGAGGGCGGCGACAUGGCGGAGAACGGCAUGGGCGAGAAGGGCGCCGCCGACCUCGACAACGCCCAGAUGAACGCCGGCGGCGAGCGCGAGAAGACGACGAAGAAGGACGGCGCCGCGGACGAGGUCGUGGAGAUCGUCGACGGAGAGCUCGUUCAUAAGCAGAAGAUUGUUCUUCCGGAUAACAACAACGACGAGGAGGAGGAGGAGGAGGAGGAGGAGGAGAACAGCGAAGAGCAAGAACAAGAGAAAGAAAAAGAAAAAGAUGAAGGCGAAAAGAAGAAAGAUAAAGACGAAAGCGGAGAAGAAGCGAGAAAAAACGAAGAGCAAGAGGACGACGUGAAAGAAGAGAAGGCAAAAGACGGCAGCGACGACGAAGCCAAGAAGGAGGAAGAUAACCCCGACGACAAGGACGACUGCGCCAAGUCGGACACGUCCGAGUCGUCCGUCGACUCGACCCCGAUCCCGACGCCCGAUUCCGACUCGGGAGACUGCAGUCCCCAGUACUCGGCCGCCGCCGCCGAGAAGACAGCCCGCGCCGGCGACUCCUCGGUAGCGAAGUCAUCGUCGACUUAAGGGGGAGGGGCCGGGCCAAUCCACUGUUUUCCAUCAUCAUCUUCUUCAUCAUCAUAUAUUACCUUAGCCGGCGGGAUGGUUUAUUUUCCUUUUCCCCUUCCUCCCUCAGGCAUCGCCCGCCCAGCAUUAGCAUUGGCAUUGGCAUUGCGUUUGCGUUUGCGAUUGUGUUAUUUCUCUUUUUUUCCUAUUUUUUUCUUUUUUGUCGACGAGUACCCUAAUUUUCAUCUUGUUCGGAGCAUGGAUACCAUUUUCUAUCUGCCUUUUCUUCUUCUCCAUUUUUAUUUAUUUAUUUAUCUAUUUAUUUUUUCGCAUCUUCGCGUACUCGCGGGCAUGGAUAAUGAUUUUCACGACCUCUGGCUUAGCUCCUUUAAGCCUCUAC